AUGUCCGAGUUGCGUUUCGAUAACCAGACCGUCGUGGUCACCGGUGCCGGUGGUGGUCUAGGGAAGGCCUACGCCCUCUUCUUCGCCGAGCGCGGUGCCAACGUCGUGGUGAACGACCUCGGUGGCUCUCACAAGGGUGAUGGCAAGUCAUCAAAGGCGGCCGAUGUCGUGGUCGACGAGAUCCGCGCCGCCGGCGGCAAGGCGGUCGCCAACUAUGACAGCGUCGAGAACGGCGAGGCGAUCAUUGAGACUGCCAUCAAGAAUUUCGGUCGCGUCGAUGUGCUCCUCAAUAACGCCGGUAUCCUGCGGGAUAUCAGCUUCAAGAACAUGAAGGAUGAGGAUUGGGAUUUGAUCAAUCGGGUGCACACCUACGGUGCCUACAAGUGCGCACGCGCCGCGUGGCCUCACUUCCGGAAACAAAAGUAUGGCCGGGUCAUCAACACCGCCUCGGCCGCUGGCCUGUUCGGCAGCUUCGGCCAGGCCAACUACUCGGCUGCCAAGCUGGGUCAGGUUGGUUUCACUGAGACCCUGGCCAAGGAGGGUGCCAAGUACAACAUUAUCGCCAACGUCAUCGCUCCCAUUGCUGCUUCCCGCAUGACUGCCACUGUGAUGCCCCCAGAUGUCCUGGAUAACCUCAAGCCGGACUGGGUGGUUCCCCUCGUGGCUGCUCUGGUCCACUCCUCCAACACCACCGAGACUGGUGGUAUCUAUGAAGUUGGCGGUGGCCACAUGGCCAAGCUCCGCUGGGAGCGUGCCAACGGCGCUCUUCUGAAGACUGAUGACUCCCUGACCCCUGGUGCCAUCGCCCGCAAGUGGAACGAGGUCAAUGACUUCUCCAAGCCGGACUAUCCCACUGGGCCUGCCGAUUUCAUGGGCUUCCUGGAGACUGGCCUGAAGCUGCCUCCUGCCCCGUCGGGAGAGGAGCCUGACUUCAAGGGCAAGGUGGCCCUGAUCACCGGUGGUGGCAACGGUCUCGGCCGUGCCUACUGCCUGCAGUUUGCCAAGCUCGGCGCCUCCGUUGUGGUCAACGACCUGGUCGACCCGGAGCCCGUGGUCCAGGAGAUCAAGAAGAUGGGUGGCAAGGCAGUUGGCAACAAGGCCUCCUGCGAGGACGGUGAUGCCGUUGUCAAGAGUGCCAUCGAUGCCUUUGGCCGCAUCGAUAUCCUGGUCAACAACGCCGGUAUCCUGCGGGACAAGGCUUUCACCAACAUGGAUGACAACCUUUGGAACGCGGUGAUCAACGUCCACCUGCGUGGUACCUACAAGGUCACCAAGGCUGCCUGGCCCUACUUCCUGAAGCAGAAGUAUGGCCGUGUCGUCAACACCGCCUCCACCAGCGGUAUCUACGGCAACUUCGGCCAGGCUAACUACGCUGCUGCCAAGCUUGGUAUCCUGGGCUUUUCGCGCACUCUUGCCAUGGAGGGCGCCAAGUACAACAUCAAGGUCAACACUAUUGCCCCCAACGCGGGUACCAACAUGACCCGUUCUAUCAUGCCCGAGGAGAUGGUCCAGGCCUUCAAGCCGGACUACGUCGCCCCUCUGGUGGUGCUUUUGUGCUCUGACAUGGCCCCCGAGCCCUCGACCAAGGGUCUGUACGAGUGCGGCAGCGGCUGGUUCGGCCGCACCCGCUGGCAGCGCUCUGGCGGCCACGGAUUCCCCGUGGACGUCAAGCUGACCCCCGAGACCGUUGUCUCCAAGUGGAAGGAGAUCACCAACUUCGAGGACGGCCGUGCUGACCACCCCGAGGAUGGCCAGGCUGGUACCGAGAAGAUCAUGGCCAACAUGGCCAACCGUGCCGGUGGUGACGCUGGCGCGAACGAGACCCUCCAGAACAUCGAGAAGGCCAAGUCGCUGACCACCGAGGGCACCGCAUUCGACUACGUCGACCGUGAUAUCAUCCUUUACAAUCUGAGUCUCGGUGCCAAGCGCACCGACCUGCCUCUGGUCUACGAGAACAACGAGCACUUCCAGGCUCUUCCCUCGUACGGUGUGAUCCCCUGGUUCAACACCCAGACUCCGUGGAACAUGGACGAUAUCGUCAAGAACUUCUCCCCCAUGAUGCUGCUGCACGGUGAGCAGUACAUGGAGAUCCGCAAGUUCCCGAUCCCCACGGCUGCCAACACCCUGACCUACCCCAAGCUCAUCGACGUGAUCGACAAGGGCAACGCUGCCCUCGUUGUGGCCGGCUACACCACCAAGGACGCCAAGACCGGCGAGGACCUCUUCUACAACGAGUCGACUGUCUUCAUCCGCGGCAGUGGCGGCUUCGGUGGUUCUCCCAAGCCCACGGCUGCUCGUCCCAAGGGUGCCACAGCCGCGUACAAGGCCCCGCAGCGCAAGCCCGAUGCCGUGGUGGAGGAGAAGACCUCCGAGGACCAGGCAGCUCUGUACCGCCUGAACGGCGACCGCAACCCGCUGCACAUCGACCCCGAGUUCAGCAAGGUCGGGGGCUUCAAGACCCCCAUCCUGCACGGUCUCUGCUCGCUCGGUGUGUCUGCCAAGCACGUCUUUGCCAAGUACGGCGCCUAUAAGAACCUCAAGGUUCGCUUUGCCGGCGUCGUCCUCCCCGGUCAGACCCUCAAGACCGAGAUGUGGAAGGAGGGCAACACUGUCCUCUUCCAGGCUACCGUUGUCGAGACUGGCAAGCCUGCUAUCACUGGCGCGGGUGCUGAGCUGCUGGAUGGCGCUAAGGCGAAGCUGUAA
Messenger RNA from Penicillium riverlandense, 2703 nucleotides. RefSeq names its product putative peroxisomal multifunctional beta-oxidation protein (MFP) (gene mfp). NCBI's taxonomy places the organism in Eukaryota, Fungi, Ascomycota, Eurotiomycetes, Eurotiales, Aspergillaceae. Bases 1 to 2703 code for a protein of 900 amino acids. The transcript is spliced from 4 exons. Gene Ontology annotation, molecular function: oxidoreductase activity. The record is from RefSeq and is a predicted model, not a curated record.